CUAAAUCUAUCCUUCCUGACAUGCAAUUGGUUUUUCCCCAGAAAACAUUGACUUAGAUUACUGGAAAAAAGACGAAGAAAAAGGCAGUGAAUUUUGAUGAACACUCAGGAGAAUAGUGGAAGCAGCAGAUAUACAAUGACUGCUCCUCCGACGGAACACAGCGCCGCCGCCGCCAAUGAGGACGAAGAAGCCGACAGUCUAUUGAUGCUGCCGCUGGACGUGGAAGCGAGCCUAGCCGCCGACGACGGAGAGAUGGAGGCGCCGCCAUUCUCGUGGAAGAAGCUGUGGCAGUUCGCCGGGCCGGGGCUGCUGAUGAGCGUGGGGUUUCUGGACCCGGGGAACCUGGAGGGGGAUUUGCAGGCGGGGGCCAUCGCCGGGUACUCGCUGCUGUGGCUGACGAUGUGGGCGACGGCGGUGGGGCUGCUGAUCCAGCUGCUGUCGGCGCGGCUGGGCGUCGCGACGGGGAAGCACCUGGCGGAGCUGUGCAAGGAGGAGUACCCGUAUUGGGCGGCGCUGCUGCUUUGGUUGAUGGCAGAGGUGGCGCUGAUCGCCGCCGAUAUUCAAGAGGUGAUCGGCAGCGCUAUUGCGAUCAAGAUUCUCAGCCGCGGCUUUUUGCCGCUUUGGGCCGGCGUUUUAAUUACAGCCUCCGAUUGUUUUGGCUUUUUAUUUCUUGAGAGUUAUGGAGUGAGGAAACUUGAAGCUGUUUUUGCUUUUCUCAUUUCAAUGAUGGGCCUAUCUUUUGCUUGGAUGUUUGUUGACACGAAGCCGAGUGGGAAGAAACUAGGAAUAGGUCUUUUAGUUCCAAAACUUAGCUCGAAAACGAUACAACAGGCUGUGGGAGUUGUGGGUUGUAUCAUCACGCCGCACAAUGUGUAUUUGCAUUCUGCCUUGGUACAGUCCAGGAAGGUUGAUCCAAACAAGAUUGGUCAGGUCAAAGAGGCCCUCAAUUAUUUCUCAAUUGAGUCCUCGUUCGCUCUUCUUGUCUCUUUUGUCAUCAACUUGUGUGUGACAUGCGUCUUUGCUGUGGGAUUCUAUGGUUCCAAACAAGCUGAUGUUGUAGGCCUCGGAAAUGCAGGGCAGUAUCUUCAAGAGAAGUAUGGUGGAGGAUUGUUCCCAAUUCUAUAUAUCUGGGGCAUUGGCUUAUUGGUGGCUGGCCAAAGCAGCACCAUAACUGGCACAUACGCUGGGCAGUUUAUCAUGGGAGGGUUUCUUGACCUUCACAUGAAGAAAUGGAUGAGAUCACUGAUAUCACGAAGUUGUGCCAUUGUGCCAACCAUAAUUGUGGCCCUUGUUUUCAAUCGAUCUGAUGCUACGUUGGAUGCUCUCAAUGAAUGGCUUAAUGUGCUUCAGUCAAUGCAAAUUCCUUUUUCUCUUAUCCCUCUUUUUACCUUGGUGUCUAAGGAGCAGAUCAUGGGGGUGUUUAAGAUCGGACCUAUUGUUGAGAGGACUGUGUGGACUGUGACCGGGCUGGUAAUGGUGAUCAAUGGGUAUGUUUUGUUGGAUUUCUUCCUCUCCAAUAUUGAGGGACUACUACUUAGUUGUUUGGUCUGUGCUGGAAGCGUCGGCUACAUCUCUUUCAUUUUUUAUCUCAUUUCAUAUGGAAAUGCGGCCCAACCUUCUUACUGGUUUAGCCUGAUUAGAAAUGACGAUAAAUAUGAUCACACCAAGAAUGAACUUCAUUGACGUGCCUAAAUAUUGGCCUCACGGUGAAUGGAGCUAUCUAUGCAUUCAGCCUACCUAGUUUUUUUCUCCAAGAAGUUGACGACGAUGCAUCCUUGGUUUCCACUUAAAGGACGGAGGUGGCAGUUUGCAACAACAUAUGUAGAAGUUUGAUUGUUUUCUUCUUUGUUUCCAGGUAGAUUUUAGAGUAAAUUACUUUUUUGUACAUGUCAAUGAUGUGCUCUACAUUGGAUGUCGCUUUAUCCCUGCCAAAGAAAAAAAUUAUGUAGAUA
Messenger RNA from Diospyros lotus (date-plum), 1952 nucleotides. Its product is annotated as metal transporter Nramp2-like. Bases 97 to 1683 code for a protein of 528 amino acids. Gene Ontology annotation, cellular component: membrane. NCBI's taxonomy places the organism in Eukaryota, Viridiplantae, Streptophyta, Magnoliopsida, Ericales, Ebenaceae. The record is from RefSeq and is a predicted model, not a curated record. Gene Ontology annotation, molecular function: cadmium ion transmembrane transporter activity; manganese ion transmembrane transporter activity. The transcript is spliced from 4 exons. Gene Ontology annotation, biological process: metal ion transport.